This is a messenger RNA of Auxenochlorella protothecoides, 1170 nucleotides long. RefSeq lists its product as hypothetical. The transcript has a single exon. The coding region runs from base 1 to 1170 and encodes 389 amino acids. The record is from RefSeq and is a predicted model, not a curated record. NCBI's taxonomy places the organism in Eukaryota, Viridiplantae, Chlorophyta, Trebouxiophyceae, Chlorellales, Chlorellaceae.
AUGACCGAGGCAGUGGCGUGCGCAGCUGCCGAACAGGGCGACGACUGCAAGGCGGCCCCCGCCCCCCUGCCCACCCUGGUACUGGCCGAGGAAGCGGUCGACGUGGGCCCUGGCUCAUCCACAGUCUCCGUAGCGGGCACUGCCGGGGACCGGCUGGCAGAGGUGGCCUCUGUGGCCUCUGCGGGCGACUACGCUGACCCCAGCUACAUGCUUGGGGACUCUGUCAGUCCCCAGACGGCGGCCCCGCCAGAGGUGGACGCUGGGACUGCGAGCGAGGCCGCCAUCCUGGUCUCUGACGCCAUUGCCUCGGCCCUCACCUCAGAGGUGGUGGCAGAAGGAGCGAGGGGCAACGAGCAGGCGGCACAGAGCCAUGGCCCAGCACAGCACGACUUGGCGUCUGCGCCGAAGGAGGCGAGCCCUGUCGCUCACGCACCUGCCGGGCAGGAGUUGGCAGUGGAGCUGGAGGCAGAGGGCCAGGGAGUCUCCGUCAAGGUGGAAGUUCCCGGAGAAGCUUACAAAGCUGAUUCAAAUGGCGAGCAAAUGGCGGGAUGCAACGAAGCUGAUGUCAAGCAGACGGCAGGGACGGAGCGGGUCACGUCAAACGGCAAACAGCCAGCAGGAGCUGGGGAGGAGCAUGCAUCGAACUCAAAGGCGCCCGCCGCGCCCGCCGCGCCCUCAUCGCUCGACGGCGGCAGGGGUUCACGCAGUGCCACGCCGCGCUCCGGCCGGCGCAACGUCCGAUUCGAGGACGAGGAGUGCAAGCCGGGGGCGGAACUCGCCGGUGCCCUGGCAGGCGUGCUGGGCGUCGCCGCCGGCGGCACCGGUGCCGCCGCUGCCGCGACGCCGCUGGCUGAGGAGACGCUGCAGGCCGCCGGCGGCGGGGGGCUGGUGGGGCGAGAGGUGGGCAUGACCACCGAGGAGGAUCCCCGCAGGACCACCAAGGAGGGGUCGUGUGCCGCCACCCAAGACCCACUGCGGGAGCCAGAGACACUGGCGUCCCAGCCGGAGGCGCUGGACGUCUGGCUGAGGGAGUGGGCGGAGUGGGGACAUGCCCACGCCGGGUCCCUGGCAGUUGUGGCGGGGGCCACGGCAGCGCUCGUCGGCCUCGCCAGCCUUCUGUGGGGCGGACCCGGCAGGCGGCGCGGCAGGGCCGCCCCCCUCUGGCACUGA